Molecule: messenger RNA, 2100 nt
Organism: Trypanosoma cruzi
Lineage: Eukaryota; Euglenozoa; Kinetoplastea; Trypanosomatida; Trypanosomatidae
Product: trans-sialidase, putative
Exons: 1
Biological process (GO): oligosaccharide catabolic process; ganglioside catabolic process
Cellular component (GO): membrane; cytoplasm; intracellular membrane-bounded organelle
Molecular function (GO): exo-alpha-sialidase activity
Source: RefSeq, a predicted model, not a curated record
GCGAGAAUAAAGUAGAUGUGAGCCGACCAACAACGGUUGUGAAGGGAAGUGAGAUUUACAUGCUUGUUGGAAAAUGCAGCGGGACAGCUGCCGGUGGUUCUGGGGAGGGCGGAGCUGAAGCCUCGGGACUUUUUCUGGUGAAAGGGGAAGUCAGUGGUGAUGAAAGUAAUAAGAAAAUCCUUUGGAAAGAUACUAAGGAUGUGCCACGGGCGUUUUUCGACGAAGAAAUUCAAUCCUUGGAAGGACUGAUUGGCGGCGGUGGAUCGGGUGUUGGGACGGAGGGCAAUGCACUUUUUUUCCCAGUGGAAGGCACAAAGAAGGAGGGCGGAAAGAAAAAGACUGUUUCACUGCUCAUAUACUCCUCGGAUAAUAAGAGUUGGAAGCUGUCGAAGUGGAUGUCUGACGAUGGCUGCAGUGAUCCCUCCGUCGUGGAGUGGAAGGACAAACUCAUGAUGAUGACUGCGUGUGAUGAUGGCCGCCGCAGGGUAUACGAGUCCGGUGACAAGGGGGAUUCGUGGACGGAGGCACUCGGGACACUCUCGCGUGUUUGGGUGAAUCCAAAGGAACGUGAGAAGGGCUUUCGAAGCGGGUUUACUACAGCGACUUUUGGCAUUGGGAAUGUUCAGAAAAAUGUGAUGCUCGUUACUCUGCCAGUGUAUUCAAAGAGGGUAAGCGCAAAUGAAAAAGGUGAACUUCAUCUUUGGCUGACGGACAAUACGCACAUUGUUGAUAUUGGGUCGGUAUCCGAUGAGGACGCUGCAGCCAGCUCCCUGUUGUACAAAAGUGCUGAAGGGGAAGAUAAUAAGGAGUUGAUUGCACUGUACGAGAAGAAGGAGGGCGGUGAGGACGAAAAAUCACGCAGUCUUUGGUCUGUGCUUCUGACUGCGCAGCUGAAGCGGGUGAAGGAGGUGCUGGCGACGUGGAAGAAAGUGGACGAACGUGUCUCCAAGAUGUGCCCCAAUUUAAGUGCUGAGAAGGAUAACCCAACUGACACUGCCUGCGACGCUGGUAAAAUCACGGAUGGGCUGGUUGGCUUUUUGUCCGGCAACUUCUCUGAGAGCACGUGGAGGGACGAGUACCUCGGCGUGAACGCCACAGUAAAGGGGACUGAUGGUGGGGCGGAGAAAAAGGCAGAAGUGGCCACAGUGGAUUCAGAGAAGGGCGUGAGGUUUCAGGGGGCGUGGGCGGAGUGGCCCGUUGGCAAGCAAGAGGAGAAUCAGCUGUACCACUUUGCGAACUACAACUUCACUCUUGUGGCGACGGUGUCCAUCCACAAGGCGCCGGAGGGAGUUAACCCCAUUCCUUUGAUGGGUGUGAAGAUGAAUGGUGAACCAAAGAAAUCUUUUGGGUUGUCGUACGAGAAAGGAAAGUGGAAGCUACUGUGCGGUGACGGACCAAAGUCUGGGGAGCACAGUCGCGAUUGGGAGCCGGGUACAACAUACCAGGUGGCCAUUGUGCUACAGAACGGCACCCAUGGCUCCGCGUACGUCGAUGGUCAGCAUGUGGGGGAUGCGCCAUGUGCAGUGGAAACUGCAGAUUCUAAAGGGAUCUCCCACUUUUACAUUGGAGGCGACGGAGGUGAUGCAGUUGAUGAAGGGAGUAAAGAUGUGACCGUGACGAACGUCCUGCUGUACAACCGCCCGUUGACUGUCACGGAGGUUGCUGCGCUUAACACGAAAAAACCCUCUCUUUCAAGGCUGGAUGGUGAGAAUGAAUUGGCAGGGGUUGCCCAUUCACCAGAAAAAGGUGUACCAGCUCCGCGGGGAACUGUCUCUCGCCCCAUUCUUGGCGAUCUUCAGCCGACGGCACCGGAACCGUUGAGGACAAGUAAAGAUGCGGUCGGCGCCGGUGCAUCUACAACAGCAGUGUCCACUGUAAAGACUUUCCCGGCUGGGGAAGGGUCUGCAAAGCAGUUGGCAUCAGUAACAUCUUCCGAGGGAACUCAAACUGUGGACGGCGCCUCCUUGUCUGAUGGUGGCCAAACGGUGGACACAGGAGAUGGAGGUGGGACGCGGGAAGAUGACCACACAAAACUCCUGAGCCGGGCGCGGGCUCUGGUGAGAAUGGGGAGCCAACGGAAGGACGAAUGUGCAGGAGGAA